This is a messenger RNA of Drosophila mauritiana, 411 nucleotides long. RefSeq lists its product as uncharacterized. Lineage: Eukaryota; Metazoa; Arthropoda; Insecta; Diptera; Drosophilidae. The coding region runs from base 19 to 306 and encodes 95 amino acids. The transcript has 2 exons. The record is from RefSeq and is a predicted model, not a curated record.
GAAUUUUCUCGAGGCAAAAUGAAGAUUUCCCCUGUCGUUCUUGGCCUCUUUUUGGCUUUCUUCUUCAGUUCACAAACGCCAACAUCAGCUUUUUUCGUUCCACGGCCACCGGAUAUUUUCUGCAAAUAUUUCCCUAAAUCUAUUUUUUGUAACAAAAAUGAUAAUGGAGGAUCAGAUGGAUCGGGAAACUCGACUUCACCUGCAACACCUGGAAAUUCAACCAGCAAUGGAACUACACCAGCAGGGGGCAUAACCCGUUCUUUGACUCCACCAUUUGAAGUUUUUUCUGACCUGGUGAAUGGAUAAUGUUAAUUAUCAGUCUCGCUCCCUAUUAUAUCUAAUAAUCCUCAGUUUUUGCACCCUGGCAUGCCAAUUUCUGAAAAUAAAAACUUUCGAACAUUGCAAAUCAAA